AUGGAUUUCUCAGCCAUUUCAUCUGUUAUCCAGACUGUUGGGAGGUUGCUAACUCAGGAAGCCACAUCGUUGAUGGGCGGGAAGGACCAAGUUGAGGAUUUGCAAAAGGAGCUUGAAUGGAUGCAAAGUUUCCUGAAGGAGGCAGACGCGAGGAAAGUCGAUAAUGAGGUGGACCGCACCAGUAUUAAUGAAAUCAGAGAAUUGGCGUAUGAUGUCGAAGAUGUGAUCGAGACUUUUGCUCUCAAAGUUGCACCUAGAAGGAAAGGAGGUUUCUCUAAUGUCAUCAAAAGAUUUGCUUGCAUCCUUAACGAGGGAGGGUUGCUCCGCCAAACCAAGUGUGAGAUUCAGAAAAUCACAGCUAGAAUCACCCAAUUGACUCGGCGAUUACAAACCUAUGAUGUAAAACAGCCAAGGGAUGGACCAGAAGUUGAUGAUGAAAGCGAUUGCAAGGUUGUUUCCAUAUGGGGAAUGGGUGGUAUUGGCAAGACCACUCUUGCCAAGAAAAUAUUCCGCCAUAGUCAAGUUAUCGGUCAUUUCAAUCACUUGGCUUGGGUAUAUGUUUCUCAACAAUUCCAAAAAGUAAGAGUUUGGAAAGACAUUUCAUCUAGUCUGCAAAUUAAAAACAAUGCUGACAGAGAUGAAGAAUUAGCAGAGAUAUUACAUAACUUCUUGAAGGAUAACAAAUGUUUGGUGAUAAUAGAUGAUAUUUGGAGCAUAGAGGCUUGGGAUAGUCUUAAGUCUGCUUUUCCAGUUGCAAUGAACACUAACAGUAAGUUCUUGCUCACCUUUCGAAACAAAGAAGUAGUUUCACAUGUAGAUAGGAGAGGGUAUUCAUAUGAAUUGCAGUGCUUAGACGAUGAUGAAAGUUGGAAACUCUUUCAAAAGAUAGCAUUUUUACAAGUACAUUCUACGGGUACUUAUUAUCUUAUUUCUAAUAUAUUCAUUCUAGAUUUAUUUUUCACGUUCUUUUAUUUAUAUUUUUAUAUUAAAAAAAACAUAGUUGAUCCAAAAUUGGAAGAAUUGGGGAAAGACAUGGUUAAUAGCUGUCGAAGGUUGCCAUUAGCCAUCAGUGUUUUGGGAGGAAUUUUGGCUACAAAGAGUUCAAUACAUGAAUGGCAAAUUAUGCAUAAAAAUGCUAAAUCAUACUUGAAGAAAGGCAAAGGUGCCCAAGAUAUUGAGCAUGUGUUAGCCUUGAGUUAUGAUGAUUCGCCGCCUUAUUUAAGAUCAUGUUUCCUUUAUUUGAGCCAAUUUCUAGAAGACUACCAGAUACGUGCAGAAAGAUUGAUUCAACUAUGGGUUGCAGAAGGCAUUGUGUCAUCAAUAGAGGAGGAAGGAAAUGGAGAAAUUAUGGAGGAUGUUGCAGAAGGCUUCUUAGAUGAGCUUGUGGAAAGGUGUAUGGUUCAAGUUGGAGAAAGAGACCCAACCUUGAAGGUCAAAACUUGCCACAUGCACGAUCUAAUGAGAGAUCUUUGCCUGUCAAUAGCAAAGCAAGAAAAUUUUUCACGCAUUAAAAGUAGUAUCCCUCUUAGAUCCAUCUUGUUCUUUUGGCACCCGUUUGAUUUGGAUUUGGAACUCUGUCUAAGUGAUGAGGAUGAUUUUUGGUGGUUUUUCUGGUUUGUUUGUUUAAUUUUGAAAUGGCAGAGAUCUUGGAACUACAUGUUCGGAAAUUUUAAGAAGCUUAAAGUUCUAAGCUUUGAAGAAGGAGGGAAAGGAUAUUCGGGAUUUAAGUUAUCUAGUGCUAUAGGUAAUCUUAUCCAUCUUAGAUGCUUGAAUUUAUGUUGUAUUGCAUUCAAUUGCCCAAAUAUCCCUUCGUCUCUGGGCAACUUAAGGUGUUUGCAAACCUUGGAUUUAAGAAUUUUUAGACAUGGUGGUGAUGGUGCUCUGAAUGUACCUAACAUAAUAUGGGAAUUGGAACAGUUAAGACAUCUUUGUCUCCCGCUAACGAUGACUGAUAAGACCAAAUUGAAGUUGCACACGUUGACAAACAUUUUAACACUAAUCAACUUCAACACAAGGAACUGCUUCGUUGUAGAUCUUUCCAAGUUCACAAAACUUAGAAAGUUGGGGAUUCUUGGACCAUUCAAUAUUGAUGAUAUUAAGGAGGAGCUGGAUAAGAAUCUGCCAAUUAUUGCAAGUGACUGCCUUCGGUCCUUGUCUAUUUGGAAUGAUGAAGGAAUAGACCCAAAAGUAUUAGCUCACCUCCUUUCAAGUUGUGUUAAUUUGUGUGAGUUGAUUUUACGAGUGAAAAUAGAGAAGUUACCAGAUUUUCACCAUUUUUCUUCGAGUACCGCAUAUGUACACUUGAUAGGGUGCAAGCUUGUGGAAGAUCCUAUGCCAACACUAGAGAACCUGCACAAUUUAAGGGUUCUGGAAUUAUAUGUGUAUGCUUUCAUUGGAAAGGAAAUGGUUUGCUCUGUACUCCAUUUUCCUAAACUUGAGUCUCUAAACCUUAGUGGACUUUGGAAUUUGGAGGAGUGGAAGGUAGAAGAAAGAGCCGUGCCUACUCUACACCAUUUGAAGAUUAGUGGUUGUGGAAAACUGAAGAUGCUUCUAGAUGGAUUGAGAUUCAUUACAACCUUCCAAGAAUUGAAGAUUGAGUAUAUGCCAAAGGAAUUUAAAGAUAAAAUGGUACAAGGAAGAGAAGAUUUCUACAAAGUCCAACACCUUCCUUCCAUCAUAUUUUAUCAUAUCUACGGAGUGUGAAAUUUAUAUCACUUCUUCUUGAUUAAAAACCUAUGAAG
Messenger RNA from Gossypium arboreum, 2741 nucleotides. RefSeq names its product probable disease resistance protein At1g58602. Gene Ontology annotation, biological process: defense response to other organism. The transcript has 4 exons. Lineage: Eukaryota; Viridiplantae; Streptophyta; Magnoliopsida; Malvales; Malvaceae. Gene Ontology annotation, molecular function: ADP binding. The record is from RefSeq and is a predicted model, not a curated record. Bases 1 to 2703 code for a protein of 900 amino acids.